Beta vulgaris subsp. vulgaris (sugar beet) is the source of this 1549-nucleotide messenger RNA. Its product is annotated as mannan endo-1,4-beta-mannosidase 4. The transcript is spliced from 5 exons. Lineage: Eukaryota; Viridiplantae; Streptophyta; Magnoliopsida; Caryophyllales; Amaranthaceae. The record is from RefSeq and is a predicted model, not a curated record. Gene Ontology annotation, molecular function: hydrolase activity, hydrolyzing O-glycosyl compounds. The coding region runs from base 5 to 1237 and encodes 410 amino acids.
UAAAAUGAAGAACUGGGUAUUACUAUUAUUAUUGUUGCUGGUUUUCCUACUAAAAGUUGAAGAAAAAGUAGUAAAAGGAGAGAAUGAAUUUAUCACAACAAAAGGGGUAAAAAUGUGGUUAAAUGGGAACCCAUUUUAUGGAAAUGGGUUUAAUGCAUACUGGUUAAUGUACGAAGGAUCCGACCCAUCUGAGAGGCACAAAGUUUCAAGUGUUUUUCAAGAAGCUUCAAAUCAUGGCCUCACCAUUGCAAGAACUUGGGCUUUCAGUGAUGGUGGUUAUAGACCUCUUCAAUAUUUUCCUGGCUUUUAUAAUGAACAAAUGUUCCAAGGUUUAGAUUUUGUGGUAUCAGAAGCAAAGAAGUAUGGGAUAAAGUUGGUUUUAAGCUUGGUGAAUAAUUAUGAAGACUUUGGAGGGAAGAAACAGUAUGUGGAGUGGGCUAAGAGUAAAGGAGAGUCUAUAUCAUCAGAGGAUGACUUCUUCACUAAUUCUGUUGUUAAGGGAUUCUACAAGAAUCAUAUUAAGACUGUAUUGACAAGAGUAAAUAGCUUCACUGGAGUUGCAUACAAAGAUGAUCCUACAAUUAUGGCUUGGGAGCUUAUGAAUGAGCCCAGAUGCCCUUCAGAUUUAUCUGGAAAAAUUCUUCAGGAUUGGAUCACUGAAAUGGCUCCCUACUUAAAAUCAAUAGAUGCAAAUCACCUUCUCGAAAUUGGAUUAGAAGGCUUCUAUGGAGAUGAUAGGAAGCAAUACAAUCCAAACAACAUCCAAGCAGGAACUAACUUUAUUACUAAUAAUCAAGUUCCUUCCAUAGAUUUUGCUACUGUCCACUGUUACCCAGAUCAAUGGCUAUCUGGUUCAACUGGUGAAGCACAACUCUUGUUCCUUUCGCAGUGGGUGCAACAACAUAUUUUGGACUCACUAAACAUCCUUAAGAAGCCAGUAGUAUUUGCAGAGUUUGGUAAAUCAUAUAAAGUUGCAGGCUACACCUCAUCUGAUAGAAAUCAACUCUAUAAUAUCACCUACUCUUCCAUCUAUACAUCAGCCAGCGAAGGCGGGCCUGCAACUGGUGGGUUGUUCUGGCAGCUGUUAGCCAACGGAAUGGACAAUUUCCGAGAUGGAUAUGAGAUAGUGCUAGGGGAGGAACCUAACAUUACCGGAAUAAUUUUCGGAGAGUCGCAUAAACUUUCCAGGCUAAAGAAGUACUCUCAGGUGAGAAAUACUGAGGAAGCAAGGAGCUGAUAUAAGUCAUUAGUAGGUCUAGCUAGGGAAUAUAUUGGUGGUUUUUUUUUUUUUUGAAGAAAGCUACUGUGAAAAUUUCAUGUAUAUAUACAUAGACAUGAGGGAACCUCCUAGUUUAGGUUACAUGAAAUCGUAAUCAUGCAAAAAUCUAAAUUACAAGACUGUCUUAUAUAGUUGUGUUCUUCAAAAUGAUAAUUAUGCUUGACUUGAUGUAAAAGCCUUCGUUAGGUCUAUCAUUAAUGCACGAGUGUAGUAUCAUGUAUGUCAAAGGACCAACUUAACCAAAAGUUUAACCCAACCCCACCCCCACAA